Drosophila kikkawai is the source of this 1610-nucleotide messenger RNA. The record is from RefSeq and is a predicted model, not a curated record. NCBI's taxonomy places the organism in Eukaryota, Metazoa, Arthropoda, Insecta, Diptera, Drosophilidae.
UCUCCAUUCUUGAGCUGCGGUCACACUGCUCAGAAGCUCGGCAACAAAAAAUAAUUUUCAACUUAAAAUUUUAGCGACAAGUGCGUUUUGUCUCGAAACAAAUAACCAAAAUUGCAAAAGUCCACCGGAGUUAACGUCGCCAUGGAGGACCUUUCCUAUGACAAAGUCUUUGAGGAAGUUGCUUUCAAAGGAGAUAACACAGCCAACCUGUCGGAGCCCACAUCUCCAGCCGCUUCUGUGGCCUCCGCAGAAAUUGCCGCCGAGUUUGCUGCGCUGUCCGUAGAGGAGAAGGAGCAGCGGCGUGCCGAGUGGAGUCAGGAGCUGGCCCGCGUUGAGGAGGAGAUCAACACGCUGCGCACCGUUCUCGCUUCGAAGACGCGACAUGCAUCCGAUCUCAAACGCAAGCUGGGCAUCACCGUCUGGAAGGAGGUGACGGAUGACAUGAAUCAGGGACUGAAGAACAUCAAAGAAAGCACUGUUUACCAAUCGGUGGAGCAGAGCGUGGAGAGUUUUACUAAAGCCGUGCACGAGGCACCCCUCUAUCAGCGGACUGAGUCGGUGCUGAAGUCGACGGGCGAGAAGACCGCCUCGGUGUUUGGCAGCAUCACCAGUGGCAUUUCCUCGAAAUUGUCGCAAAUGAAAAACUCCGAGUCGAUGCGUUCUAUUGAGGCUUCGGUGGGCUCUGCCUACGAGAACGUUAAAGUAAGCUAUGAACACAACAAUUUUAUGUGCCAAUCUCAUGCGACCAAGGUGACAUCGCGUUCGGGCUCGGUAUCCAGUUUCCCGGACGCUCUGGACGAGAGCAACACAUCCUCGGGCCUGAACUCACCCACAGACGCGCUCACUAAGUAGAGGUUCCUCCAGAAGGGAAUCCCAUAACUUAGCGUCGAAGCGUUGAAAAGCGAAGAAAACUAUUCUACACACACACAGUACACUAAAGACCCAAAAACAACACACAAACACACUCUAAUAACUCAUUAAACUAACUACGAAUUGUCGUGUCUGCACACUAACCACAGGAUCAGAAUUUAACUUAAAGAUCAAGUACGUGUGUUGCAUAUACAUAUAACUGGAAAUAACUGUAAAUCUGUGCAACAUAUAUUGGCUUGAUGGGAGCACAUACAGGCUCGAACUGCAUGAAUUGUUUUUGAACUUGAAGCCGAAUUCAUUUAUCUAACCAUCAGUCUAAUGUGUACUUGCAAAGACCAAAUAAUUAUAUUCGGAAGCCGUCAUUCCCAGGGUCUUUUCUUUCCAAUACUUAGUUGUCGUUUUUAGCGGAUAACAAAUACAAAUAUAUAUAUUUUAUUUCUUCUCUAGGCCUUGAGUCACGUGGUUAGAUGGCGAUCCCAUUGAGAAGCAAACUUGCAAAAUUUCCUACGAUCCAAUAUAUAUUAUUCGAAUUGCGAUUCAGAGCUUGUGUGCAAAAAUAACAAAAUAACGAAAAUCCAUUGGUAAUUUUAAGAGGUUCGGGUACAACCCGUACUGCUAAAGAAACUGAAAACAUGUAAAUCGCACCCGAUUUGUUGCUAUAUAAUGCUGAUCUAAGAUUUGCUAUAUGUGUAUAUGAAAAACUUUGAAUAAAUGCAAUUUUUUGCCCCUGUAAAAGAGAA